Molecule: messenger RNA, 3939 nt
Organism: Hippocampus zosterae (dwarf seahorse)
Lineage: Eukaryota; Metazoa; Chordata; Actinopteri; Syngnathiformes; Syngnathidae
Product: isoleucine--tRNA ligase-like
Biological process (GO): isoleucyl-tRNA aminoacylation; protein phosphorylation
Molecular function (GO): aminoacyl-tRNA deacylase activity; tRNA binding; ATP binding
Source: RefSeq, a predicted model, not a curated record
AUGCACCAGAUGAUCCUCAUCGCGCAGCCCCGCCUCAACAGAUUCGACAUCAUGGACUAUGACAUCAUGGGUGACUAUGGAGAGGGCUGCUUCGGCAAGGUUUAUAAAGCUCGCUGCAAGAAGACCCAAAAAGUUUACGCAGUGAAAGAGAUCAACUUAAACAGAGCGAUGAGCGUCGAGAGCAUAAAAAACGAAAUGCGCCGAAUCGACUACACCAAGAAUAUCCUGAAGGCCCUGAUCAAAUUUCACAACAAGAAAUUCGUACACAGGGACAUCAAGCCGGACAACCUUUUCAUCGAUUUUGGCAAUUUCCUGAGGCUUCGAACAGCAAAUUGGAGGAACAAAGACUGUCCGCCCUUUUCAUUUUAUGAUGGGCCGCCUUUUGCUACAGGGAUGCCUCACUACGGGCACAUUUGUGCUGGCACCAUUAAGGAUGUCGUAUGCAGGUAUGCGGCGCAGACAGGGCACUACGUCGAACGCAUCGGAUGGGACUGUCACGGACUACCCAUCGAAAACCUAAUCGACCAGCAACUCGGAAUAAAGGACCGCAAGGCCAUCCUCGAACUUGGCAUCGACAAGUACAAUGCCAAGUGCAGGGAGGUCGUGCAGCUGUACUCCAAGGAGUGGAGGACUGUCGUGUAGAGAUUCGGGCGAUGGAUAGACUUCGAUAACGACUAUAAGACCAUGGACCGCGGGUUCAUGGAAUCUGUGUGGUGGGUGUUCAAGCAGAUGUUUGAAAAGGGGUUGGUGUACCGUGGUAGGAAGAUCAUGCCCUAUUCGAAUGCCUGCAGCACAGUUCUUAGCAACUUUGAGCUGGCUCUGAAUUAUAAGGAGACUGUCGACCCCUCCAUCCACGUGCUGUUUGAAUGCGAAGACGAGGAGGACACAUACUUCUUGGCCUGGACGACCACCCCCUGGACUCUGCCUUCGAACCUGGCCCUGGCGAUCAAUCCAACUUUAGACUACCUCAAAAUCAAGGACAAAAAGACUUCCAAAGUAUUUUACAUCGCGUAGGCAAGGCUGUCUUCGCUGUAUACUGAUAAACAAGGCUACGAGCUGAUAAAAAAGGUGUAGGCGAAGUCUCUUGUCGGCAGAGGCUAUACACCUCUGUUCCCCUAUUUCGAGGGGAGAAGGGAGGACGGCUGCUUUAGGGUGCUUGAGGCAGAGUAUGUGACGGCGGAUGCAGGCACCGGGAUUGUGCACACUGCCCCUGGAUUCGGUCACGAAGACUACAAGCUCUGUGUCGCGAACAAGCUAAUCCCUGACAACCCGCCCGUGCCGAUCGACGAAAACGGUCGCUUCACGGACGAGGUGACAGAGAACGCAGGGAGGUAUAUCAAGGACACUGACAAGGACAUCAAGAAGCAGCUGAAGGAGCGAGGCUUGCUGUUCAAGGAGGAUACGAUCAAGCACAGCUAUCCCUUCUGCUGGCGCAGUGAGACUCCGCUGGUCUACAGCGUGAGUGCUUGGUUCAUCAAGGUGACGGCGAUCAAGGACCAGCUACUGGCCAACAACUUGAAGGCGAGAUGGGUGCCCAGAACCAUCCAGGAGGGGAAGUUCAACAACUGGCUUGAAAACGCGGAGGAUUGGUGCUUCUCAAGAAACCGGUUCUGGGGCAACCCCAUCCCUCUCUGGGUGUCUGCCGACGGAGAGGAGGUUGUCUGUGUGGGGUCGCUGGCAGAACUGAAAGAACUGACCGGUGUGGAAGUGACCGACAUGCAUAGGGAGUUUAUUGACAAUCUGACUAUUCCGAGCAAGAAAGGCAGGGGCGAGCUAAGGCGGAUUGACGAGGUGUUUGACUGCUGGUUUGAGAGUGGGUCGAUGCCCUUCGCUCAGUCGCAUUAUCCGUUUUAGAAUGCGGAGGCUUUUAAGAAGUCGUUUCCUGCAGACUUUAUCGGAGAGGGUAUUGACCAGACCCGAGGGUGGUUCUACACACUCAAUGUGAUCUCGACCGCAGUGAUGGGCACAGAGCCCUACCGCAACCUGAUCGUCAACGGACUAGUCAUGAACGACAAAGGCAAGAAAAUGUCGAAAAAGUAGAAAAAUUAUCCCGACCCCCAUGUAGUCGUAGCGGAGCAUGGGGCAGAUGCAGUGCGACUGUACAUGAUCAACAGUCCUGUGGUGAAGGGCGAAAAUCUUGAUUUUUCAAAGGAGGGGGUCAAAGGCGUAGUGAAAGAUGUAUUCCUGCCUUGGAUUAAUUCCGUCAAAUUCCUAGCCCAGCAUGCUGCGAAAUGGGAGGCAGGCACUCGACAGUUCCUCUUCGAUGCCAACUGUUUGAAUGCAGAGGGGCAGGUCCUCGACCGCUGGAUCGCCAGUAACCUACAAAACCUCAUCGGGUUCGUGCGGGAGCAGAUGGCCUAGUACAAGUUGUAUACGGUGGUGCCGAAACUAGUAAAGUUCCUCGAUCAGCUCACGAACGGAUAUGUGAGGCUGAACCCCAGUUUUAGGGGCGACCUUGGCGAAGAAGCGCAGUACGGCAGUCUGAACAUAUUGUUUGGCGUGCUGCUGCAGGUAGCGGUAUUGCUGGCACCUUUCAUACCCUUCUUGUCGGAAUCGCUCUACAAGCCCUUAAGCCAGGCCUUCCUCGGGCCUUUCAAUGUCGAAUCGGUGCACUUUCUUCGCAUUCCUGAGCAAAUUUAAAGGCACAUCGACAGGUCACUCGAACUCAAGACACAGCAGAUGAUAGGCAUCAUUGAGGCGGCCAGGUUUUUGCGGGAAAAGAGCAAAGUCAACAUAAAGCAUCCAGUCACUGCCUUGAAACUGGUCAGCGCGGAUCCAAAUUCCAAGAGGCGAUUGCAGCCUUUUGUGGAAAUCAUCCGUGAAGAAAUAAACGUCGAGGACAUAAUUUUCGAGAAGAACGUUGAAAAGUAUUCCGGAGAGCAAGCAAUCCCCAACCACAAGGAGCUCGGCCACCGUUUAAAAAAGGCCUACAACAAAGCCUUCAUCAACACCGUCAACAACCUCACUGCCCAGCAAAUGUAGUCCCUGAAGAAAGACGUAAUGGAGAUCAUGGGGGUCACGCUCAACAUCGAGACAGACAUCCAGGUCAAGAUGGUGCUCCAGAAGGACAGCGUUUUGGAGCAUGAGGUGAUCACGGAAACCCCCGAUUGUGUCGUGCUGCUGGACUUGAGGCAGGAUGAGCCCUUGCGCAUGAGGGGCGAAGCUCGUGAAAUUAUCAACCGCGUCCAACGGCAGAAAAAACUGUGCCGAGUCAAGCCUGAAGACGACAUCGUGCUGUUCUACGAACUGGGGCCAGGCCUGCAAGCCAGCCUCACUCCGCGGAUCCAUGUUCCUCCUUUGAUCGACCUGUUCCACCACUACGCGGGGACCAACCUCAACAUCGGCCGUACUCCCACCUUCGAUCGCAUCCAGCAAGAGAAGACAGUUCUCGACCUGCGCAACCUGACCAUCCUGGUCAAAGAGUGUUUCAAGGAGGAUCUGAGUGACAUGGAGCGUGACCACCUGCUGUCCUUGCAGUUCACCGCUCCGGCACCCCAGAUCCCCAUGAUCCUUAACCCCAAACCCGGCCGGCCCUUACUGCUCUAUUUCCACGCAAACGCAGAAGACAUCAUCACCUGCCACGAGUUCAUCAAGGAACUGGCAGGCUGCUUGGAAAUGGGCUACGCAAUACCUGAGUAUCCAGGCUAUUCGAUCUUCGAGGAGGGCAGUGGCCGGAAAUGCGAGCAGAUUCAGGACGUCGCCUUGAGGGUGUUCGACUACCUGAAGGAGUACCGGGUGGUGGUGCUAGGAAGGAGUAUCGGGUCUGGGCCUGCACUGUGGCUGUGCUCCGUGAGGAAGCCAGUGUUCCUGGUACUUCUCUCUCCCUUCCUCAGUAUCAAGGAGAUGGUCAAGGACCGCUAUGGCAACCUGGCCAGCAAGCUGGUCUCUGAACACUUCGACAACAAGACAAGGCCAAAUGCGUGUGCUGCCCCACGCUAA